This is a messenger RNA of Haliotis rufescens (red abalone), 2487 nucleotides long. RefSeq names its product autotransporter adhesin UpaG-like. NCBI's taxonomy places the organism in Eukaryota, Metazoa, Mollusca, Gastropoda, Lepetellida, Haliotidae. The transcript has 3 exons. The annotation marks the transcript as partial. The record is from RefSeq and is a predicted model, not a curated record.
AUGAAAGCCAGUGUCUCAGGAACAGCCCUCCGGCCCUCGACUUACAAUAUCUAUUCACGUCUGUACACCUUCUCAAAUAUUCUCCCCGUGAAAAGUGUUCCCCUUAGCCAACAUUUGCAGUGUCGCAACAAUGGCGUCAUCGAAGCAUUACAAGGUAGUCCCACCUGGCCCACGCCCCCUACCCCGGGGAGAUGUCUGGCUGACCCAACCUCACCCCGGCCCCCCGGCUUGCAGGGGACAAGGUCAACUCGGGCCGAGCGUGGGUCUGCUGUUUUGACGGUGAUUCUGUCCCCCUCAGACGCUAAUCACAGUCUGCCUCGGCUCCACACACACGACAUAAUAGCAAGCACCAACACCACUGACCACAUCACAAACACCACUGACCACAUCACCCACACUACUGACCACAUCACCAACACUACUGACCACAUCAACACUACUGACCACAUCACAAACACCACUGACCAUAUCAACCACACUACUGACCACAUUACCAACACUACUGACCACAUCACCAACACUACUGACCACAUCACAAACACCACUGACCACAUCAACCACACUACUGACCACAUCACCCACACCACUGACCACAUCACCAACACUACUGACCACAUCACCGACACCACUGACCACAUCACAAACACUCCUGACAACAUCAACACUACUGACCACAUCACCAUCACUACUGACCACAUCACAAACACCACUGACCACAUCACCAACACUACUGACCACAUCACCCACACCACUGACCACAUCAACCACACUACUGACCACAUCACCGACACCACUGACCACAUCACCAACACUACUGACAACAUCAAAACUACUGACCACAUUACCAACACUGCUGACAACAUCACCCACAUAACUGACCACAUCACCAACACUACUGACAACAUCACCAACACCACUGACUACAUCAACACUACUGACCACAUCAGCCACACUACUGACCACAUCACCAACACCACUGACCACAUCACCAACACUUCUGACAACAUCAAAACUACUGACCACAUUACCAACACUGCUGACAACAUCACCCACACUACUGACCACAUCACCAACACUACUGACAACAUCACCAACACCACUGACUACAUCAACACUACUGACCACAUCAGCCACACUACUGACCACAUCACCAACACUACUGACCACAUCACAAACACCACUGACCACAUCAACCACACUACUGACCACAUCACCCACACCACUGACUACAUCACCAACACUACUGACCACAUCACAAACACCACUGACCACAUCACCAACACUGCUGACAACAUCACCCACACUACUGACUACAUCACCAACACUACUGACCACAUCACAAACACCACUGACCACAUCAACCACACUACUGACCACAUCACCGACACCACUGACCACAUCACCAACACUACUGACCACAUCAAAACUACUGACCACAUUACUAACACUGCUGACAACAUCACCCACACUAAUGACCACAUCACCAACACUACUGACAACAUCACCAACACCACUGACUACAUCAACACUACUGACCACAUCAGCCACACUACUGACCACAUCACCAACACUACUGACCGCAUCACCAUCACCACUGACCACAUCAUCAACACCACUCACCACAUCAAAAAAACCACUGACCACAUCACCAACACCACUGACCACAUCACAAACACCACUGACCACAUCAACCACACUACUGACCACAUCACCAACACUCCUGACAACAUCAAUGCUACUGACCAAAUCACCAACACCACUGACCACAUCACAAACACCACUGACCACAUCACCCACACUACUGACCACAUCACCCACACUACUGACCACAUCACCAACACAACUGACCACAUCACCAACACUACUGACCACAUCACCCACACUACUGACCACAUCACCGACACCACUACGGACCACAUCACCAACACCACUGACCACAUCACCAACACUACUGAUCACGUCACCAACGCCACUGACCUCAUCACCAACACAACUGACCACAUCACCAACACCACUGACCACAUAACCAACACCACUGACCACAUCACCAACACUCCUGACAACAUCAACGCUACUGACCAAAUCACCAACACCACUGACCACAUCACAAACACCACUGACCACAUCACCAACAUCACUGACCACAUCAACACCACUGACCACAUCACUUCUCCAGACCACAUCAAAACUACUGAUCACAUCACCAACACCACUGACCACAUCACCAACACCACUGACCACAUAACCAACACCACUAACCACAUCAACACCACUGACCACAUCACCAACAUCACUGACCACAUUAACACCACUGACCACAUCACUUCUCCAGACCACAUCAAAACUACUGACCACAUCACCAACACUACUGACCACAUCACAAACACCACUGACCACAUCACCAGAACCACUGACCACAUAACCAACACAACUGACCACAUCACCAACACCACUGACCACAUCACCAACACCACUGACCACAUCACC